Molecule: messenger RNA, 4078 nt
Organism: Spodoptera frugiperda (fall armyworm)
Lineage: Eukaryota; Metazoa; Arthropoda; Insecta; Lepidoptera; Noctuidae
Exons: 5
Coding region: 280-780 (166 amino acids)
Cellular component (GO): membrane
Source: RefSeq, a predicted model, not a curated record
UCAGUAUAUGAGUACAAUGAUCCUUUCUUUUGUGCCGGCGGUGUCUGGUCAUUAUUGCUGCAUCGAUAGCUAGCAGACCACAUCCGAGGGUAUCCUUGCGCAGAGCUGCCUGUCUGGUGUAUGUUGUAUGCGCAGUGUCGAUACUCGGCGGUCGGUGAGUCACCGUGAGCUGAGCCCGCUUCACAGUCGCUGAGUCGUUCCUAUAUUGCCCGCUCGUGCAUACGUGCGCUACAGUCAUUUAUUUUACACAUUUCCCGAACAAUAUAAAUUGUAGCCAGGAUGUCUCACUCGCUCACCAUCACCCGGACGACGGUGGCCACGUCAGGCACCCCAGUCUACAUCAACAGUGGGUACAUGAGCUCCACUCCUGGACUCCUUAAACUUGCAGAAUUGUUGCUGGGUGCAGCGUGUGUAGGUGUAGUGGCAUACUACUUGGACCACGGAUACUACCGCCUGGGCACGGGCAAGGCAGAGCUGUUCUACCUGCUCGUGGCCGUGGCCUGCCUCGUAGGCACGUUUUGUCUAUUCACGUCGUGCGUCGUCUCCUUGUCUACAGCUUCUAUUAUAUCAAAAACAAUAUAUGAGGUGAUAUACCACGGCGUGGCGUUUGUAUUGUACCUGGCGGCAGGCAUUACUCUCAUGGUAGAAGUGAACCACUACAAGGAUCAGUACAGACGGGAUUAUGAACCGUAUUUAGCAGCCGCGAUCAUGGGACUAAUCAUGGCUGCACUUUACCUGCUCAGUACGUUCUUAGCAAAUCGUCAGUACCGCGGCAUUUAGAUUAAGAAUAUAAGUCCAAGUAUUUUUAGUUACCUAUAAUUAAUUUAUUUCUUGAUACUGUUAGAGCUAUUUAUGCCAUACACAUGUUAGUCAUAAGUUACAUUUGCCUUUAUUUAAGUUCAUUUAAAUGGUAAAUUUAUAUUAAUAAUUCAUACGCCUGAACGAAAAUAAAAAUACGAAUUUAGUUUCUCAUACGGCCAGUAGAGGCGCUGUUGUGUCCAUUCGCUUUAAAUAAAUUUAUAUGAUACGUGUAAUUUAACUUAUUGGCAUUGUGAUGUACGACAUUUUAUAUUAAAAAAAAUAUUCAACCAUUGUCUAGUCGUUAUGAAAGUGUUUAUUUUGAGCAUUCUUGUACUUAUAAAGAUCACAGUAAGAUGACACAAUCUCAUUAUUAUUUUAGAGUCCAGCAUAGCAUUUAAUUAUGGCUUCCUCUUUCAUACUUGAAUAGAAAUGUGUCAACGUCAUGAAUACUAAGUACUGUAUUAUAUACAUGUAUUAUAUAGAUGUUCAUAAAUGUAAUAAUAUUAGUAGAAAACGCACACAGAGAUAAAUGAAGCAGUACAUAUUUUUAUACAUAUACAAAUAUAUAAAGGUAUAUAUAAAUUACAGAUUUUUUGGACACGUGUUUACUACAUAUUUGGUAAGAUAUAUACCAAUAACUGAUAUUUUAAAUAUCGAUAUCUACACUUAUGUAACUAUAGAAGACGAUAUAUUAAUUAAACGAUCGUAUAUUUAAUUAUAAUGACAAUUGCCAUGGAGAAAAACAGAAAAAUAGAUGAGAUAGGUAAGACGUAACGUGUCUGUACAACUGGUGCUACAAUAUAAUACCUUAUUUAUUAAAAUAGCAGAAUAUUCCUACUAAAUAUGAAAAGAGAAUUAUACACAACCAAAUGACUGCUUUCAAAAUUGUCAUAUUUCAAUUUACAUGUUUUAAAAGAUACUUUUUUCAAGUAAUGUGUGUUUUAUCUCGUCUACAUUAAUUACAAAUCACAUCGUAUGAUAUAAGUGAUUGAUAAUCAGGUAAUCCGAAUACCUAUACACAUUAAAACUUCCUACAUUGCACUUUUUAUCUAACAUCUGAUAUAUUAUGUUGUUGUAUGUUCAGCAAUGUUAGGGUCUGAGCACACAUAUGGGAUCGGAAAGGAAUCGUCACCGUAUCGCCUCGAGCCGUUCAGAAUGGUUUGUAUUAAACUCCCUACUGCAACGCACACUAAUCGGAAUAAUAACGUAAUCGCCUCGCCUCGGAACAGGCUCCGAACUUGAAUUCCCGCGCUUACGGCUCAUCGUCCCCGCGCUUACGUUUCUCCGUCCCCGCGCUUACGUCUCUCCGUACCGACUAACUAUCGUGUUAGUCUAGUCGGUGUCGCCUAGCCGUAGCCGAGUUGACGUACAGGCGCUGCUGAUACGCUUUCGUUACGUGCAUACGGUAGGUUGACGCCUGGUUGACAGCGAGGCGAAAGGCGUUACGGUUACGAUCCCUUUCCGAUCCCAUAUGUGUGCUGAGACCUUUAUUGUUAAAAUGCCAAACCAUACUAAUUACUAAGGUUUAUACAAUUUUAAAUAAUUUGUACGAAUAUUUUAGUACUAGUCAAUGCUAUUUUUUUAAUUGAUUGGCACGUAAAUGUAUCUAGUAAUAUAAGUAUUAUGUAUAUUCUUAUUAACUUAAAAAUGUAAUUAAAUCUUUGACUGCCAAUAGAAAACUGUUGAAGGCAAAUCCUCCGCUAACGUUGGUCACCGGUGACCACCACGGCGUUCAAAGUGUUAAGAUAUUUUGUAGAAUUUAGUUGGUUCAAAUGACAAAUCAAACUUUUACAAUUACAAUCUGAACGUAUGCCAUGAAUGUGGUGCCUAUUUUGUCUAGAAUAUUCUAGAAGAAUACAUUGCAGCAAUUUAUUUACAGAUAUUCUUUCGACACUAUUCUAGAUCUAGAUUGUAUCUUGCGUAUCUAAUGAACAGAUAAUGUUGAUAUGAAUUUGUUGUUCUCAUGGUAAUACGUUAAUAAGUGGAAAUAAGUUAUUCGCAACAAAACAAUCCUUUAUCAGAAUACAAAUGUUUUAUCAUUUCCUGAACACAUUGUGGACGUGGCGACUUGCGCAGACAGAAAAACCAAAAACAUUUUAAAAAGCAAGUAGCCAUCUUGCGUAAUAAUAAAAAAAUAAUACAAACAAUUUUGAAAACAUUACCUACAGUACAGAUAAAGAUUAACGAAUUAAAAAUCAAUUAAUUAUUUUAAGGCGCAAAGUUCAAACUUAUUUUUCCAAAAUUAAAAGAUUAGGGCCGGAUUUGCUUUAAAUAUAAUUGAUAUUUUCGCGAUAACACAGUUUACGUAACGUCACGUCGUCAAUUUCAUUUUGUUAUAAGUCACAGUCAAACUAGGUUAAUUAGCCGGUAUAUGAAAAGCUUGGUAAUUUAUUAUUUGGGAUAUUAGUCAUUGAUGUGAAUCAUAACAGGGACAGUCCUGCGAUUGGUUGGAUAAUGCCGCUUUGUACAACAGGGAAACCUAUUAAAAACCAAUUUAGGCUUUUACAUUAUACACUGAUUUUAUAAUUUCUGAAUUAUAUUUUCACCUAUAUUUAAAUUAUUCGUUUGUAUUGACAUAAUUGUUUUUAUUACUAUUUACAGAGAAGCAUUUACAGUGAUGAUAAAUAGAGGAAAAUAUAUAUUCUUGUUGUAUCUUGUACAUCUUUAGAGAUAAAUUGUUUAUCAUUAAAUGAUUACCCGCCGCUGCUGAAUAAUUAUAUGUAUAUACGCAGCAAUAUGCCAGAAACACACGUCAUAGUUUUACUAUUGUAACUUGAUAAUUACUUGAUUGUGUAUUUUAUCUGUCUUUUACGUCAUCGUGAUUAUACCCAUAAAAAGCUCCGGUGUGGGUAUUUGCUGCCGAAAUUUUUCAGAUGUGUCUAUAUUAACGGGCCACGUUGAAUAUUUUUUUAUUUGUAUUCCUAGAAGAUUUAAUUAAUUUUAAUUUCGUAUGACUGGUGUUAAUCUGCACCCUGUAUAUGAACUAGAGUAAAACAAUAAAUGCGCUUCCGAUAAUAUGAAGUAAUUCACGCUAAUUUAAGUAGAGUAUGUUACGUAUCUAUCUAUGUAUUUGGAUUAAAAUGCAACCUUGGAUUACUUUAUUUAUUGCCGCUGUAUUAACGGAUUACCUAUGUUAAGCUCUUAAUUCGUCGUAUCUUAUAAUUCAUAUUGAUUAAUGCGAAUUUAAAUUGGUGAAAAUUCAGAGCAUUACCCACAUUCUAGAAAUAAAGAAAACCAUAUACAUACAAGUAAAAUAAAUGUUUCUACUUUGCUAAAA